AUGGGAGGCUGCCGUCAAGGUGGCAAAAAGCAACUUUAUCGGCAAUUAGGAAGUUCGCACUCAUCCUUUGAGGACCUUUCCACUGUCCUCACACAAAUCGAAGGCAGUAUAAACUCGCGUCCACUAGUUCCAUUGACAGAAGAUCCCAAUGAUCUAGCCUGUCUUACAACUGCACAUUUCGUGGUAGGCUCUACACUUCAUGCUGUCCCUGAGCCAGACAUAAGAAAUUUGCCAAUUAACAGACUGGAUCAUUUCCAAAGACUGCAACGUAUUCAUCAACAAUUUUGGCAGCAUUGGCAGAGCGAAUACCUGCAGGAGCUCCAGAAGGACAGUUGCGUUUCUAGUCCAAAUUACGAAAUCCAGCCCGGUCGCCUUGUUGUUGUUAUGGACGAGUUUCUGGUUCCAAUCAAAUGGCCGCUCGCACGUAUCGUUGCGUUACAUCCGGGGCCAGACAAACUAACUAGAGUGGUGGAUCUUCGCACCGCUCGCGGUAUCAUCAGACGACCGAUAACCAAAAUAUGUUUGCUGCCGAUUGAAACUGCACAUUUGUCGAACACCAAUCGAAACAAACAAAGUGAUGUCAUCGAAAUCAAUAACAAACCAAUCGCAUCCGCAGUGAGCAAACCCAACGAGAACAGUGAAGGCUCGCGUUGCAGUAUCAAUUCACACGGAUAA
Molecule: messenger RNA, 675 nt
Organism: Topomyia yanbarensis
Lineage: Eukaryota; Metazoa; Arthropoda; Insecta; Diptera; Culicidae
Exons: 1
Coding region: 1-675 (224 amino acids)
Source: RefSeq, a predicted model, not a curated record